GCAACGCCAGGCUUACUGCAUUUCCGCAUCUUGUUCCUGUCGCCGCCGCAGCCGCCGUCGCCGUCACCCGUUGCUUUCAUCCUUGUAGUUCCAUCCAGUUCCAGUCGUUGCCACAGCCGGAGUCACCAUGCCCAUGGCCCACCCACUGCCGCUCUGCGUGGCCUGGCUGCUGCUCCUCGUCGUGAUUGUGAUGAGCGACAUGACAAACGGCGGUGUGCAGGGACCCAUCGAGGGCUACAAUUCGCUGGACGACCUGCUGACAACCACGCCCACUCCCGGCCAGGCGGCCCUCCUCCUGCCCACCGCGCCCACCGUCGCCUACACCCAUCCCAAGUGGAUGGAGCCCUACUUCGAUCCCUCGACGCCGCGCAAUGUCACCGCCCUCAUGGGCAAGUCCGCCUAUCUCAGCUGCCGUGUGCGCAAUUUGGCCAACAAAACGGUGUCCUGGAUCCGGCACCGCGACAUCCACAUACUGACGGUGGGCUCGUACACCUACACCAGCGACCAGCGGUUCCAGGCGACCCAUCACCAGGACACGGAGGACUGGACACUGCAGAUAAAGUGGGCCCAGAAACGGGACGCCGGCAUGUACGAGUGCCAGAUAUCGACGCAGCCAGUGCGCAGCUAUUUCGUCCGCCUGAAUGUCGUGGUGCCAACGGCCACCAUCCUGGGAGGUCCUGACCUUCACGUGGAUAAAGGCAGCACCAUAAAUCUCACUUGCACUGUAAAGUUCAGCCCCGAACCGCCGGCCUACAUCUUUUGGUAUCAUCACGAGGAGGUCAUUAAUUAUGAUUCAUCAAGAGGCGGCGUGUCGGUAAUUACCGAAAAGGGCGAUGUGACAACCUCAUUUCUGCUCAUACAGAAUGCAGAUCUGGCCGAUUCGGGCAAAUACUCCUGUGCGCCCUCCAAUGCAGAUGUGGCCAGUGUGCGUGUGCAUGUCCUAAAUGUUCGGGCCAUAAUUUCAGGUGAACAUCCGGAGGCAAUGCAAACUGGCUCAUCCGGUUGUCAGUACAAUUGGCUGACCAUCGUCCUGCUGCUGGGCCUCGUCCUUUGCUACAGUAGUCAACAGUGCAGCUCGGCAGUGCCAGCGUCAUUAACAUCGCCAUUACCAUUACCAUCGCAAUUACCAUUGCCGGCGGCAACAACAACUGCAACGGGAGAAAGUGCAUCCAGUGAAAGUGUGACAGCCGCAAGAGCAUCAUCAUCAUCAACAGCAACAGCAACAACGUCUACAGAAGCGAGGAAGCGGUGUCCUGCGGUCAAAAGUUGUCGCCAGACCGCCGGUCAUGUCCUGGCCAAAAGGUCCUGCCACAGAUGAUCGAACCCCAACUAAAUAGAGUAAUUCAAGGAGCCACAUGAAAUGUGUGCGAGAGUGUUCGACUAGGAAGCAUCAAUGAGUGUGUGAAUGAUCAUUGCAGUUUGAGUGUUUGCUACUCAGCCCUUUAGUAUGCCAGUUUUAAACUUGUACUCGAAAACCACAUUGCGAAUAACGGCGCAGUAGAGUGUAAAUGUAAUCUAAACUUUUAAUAAAUAAUUAAAUUUUUCCUUUAACAAAAAACUAAAUUUGACUCAUUAAUUCAAUCAUUUUCAAUGAAUUAAUAAACAUUAUUAUUUAUAAUAAGGAAACUACAUAAUCACUUCAGUAAGAAGGACUUUUGUGACGAUCUUUACAGCUGCACCCGAUCUAUUUAAUAAAUUUUUUAAUUUCUUUAUUUUAUCUAUGAACAAAAAAAUACAAACUCUUAAUUAAAUAUGGCUAAUUAAAAUGUCACCCAAACUCCUCUACUGCCGAAGCCGUUGUAAUGCAAUGUAUUUAUAUAAAUAAUAGUUUGUGUAAGCUUAUUGAUUACAAUUUAAUGUGUAUAUUUAAACAAAAUCAAAAUGUACUAUACGAUGUGUGUAAAUAACAAACUUAAAUUUAAUUACGGCGUAACCGAGCGUUUGGCGAAGAAAAUAACAAAAAAAAUGUGUAUCACAAACAGAACAGAAAUGAGUAAUCUCUAUGGCCAGUGGCACUGAAUCUUUUAAUAAAUUAUUGAAUAAUCAAAUAAAGUGCAGUGUACAGUGCAGUAUUAAAUAAUUAGAUAAAAACGUAGACAAGCCAAAUAAGCCAGCAAAAUGAGAGCAGCAGUGAGUCAUAAAACAUUUAAAUUGAUUGCCAUAUCAUGCAAAUAUUUGCACUGCGCAAUUUUCCACCAAACAAAAUGUAAAUUUGAUUUUCUGUUUAAUUCAGCCAAUCAAAUACAAUUUAUUUAAUAUUUCAUUGCAGUGAUAUUAAUGACACGUUUAUAUAAUUGACGGUAGACCAAGUUGUCUCAUUUCGAAAUGUUUAUUAAAUGUUGCGCCAUAUUUAUCUAACAAUUUCUUUAAAUUUGCCGAAAUUUAAACACAAUGGCUUUAUUUGAAUGCCACAUCCGGUUUUAAGCCAUUAGUUUAAUAAUGGCUUGCCAUUAGUUUCGCAAUCUUAAUUAAAAACUAUGUUGUCGUGUUAAUUGACCACCAAUGGCGCAACUUUAAUUACAACAAAUGGUAAAAGUGUACAGCGAAAACAAAAAUAAUUAAAAAGUAAUCCUACUCCACCCAAUAAAUUGAUUUAAUUAGUAAUUCAAAUGUAAAAAAUUGGAAUAGGUAUGAUUUCACGUAACAAAAUUCUGUUGACAUACAGCAAAUAUUAUAGCUCAUAGUUGUUAUAAUUAUAAAACAACAAUUCCAUUUGGCAGACCUGCAAAUUAACUAACACUCGCCGCUGUAAUCGAACGAUAACCCAUUCAAAUUUAUUGAGAAUGCUCGGCCAAUUAAAAUGUGAUGUGAUUUUCCCCAUCUUAUGUAUGUUUGAACACAAUUAUAAUGCAACAUAAUUCCGAUUUAUGCAACGCCAUUUGGUUUGCUGCGGCAAAGCUAGUUUUAUUAAUUUUCGUUAAUCGGUAAAAAUAAUGUUAGUCAUAAGCUUUUGGCAAAUUGUACCAUAAACGAUAAUGUCACUUCCCACCACACAGUUUCGAAUCAGACAAAAAUUUAAACUCCAAUUCUCCGAUGAACUUCCGAUUGUUUUCUAUGUCUGCCGUUUAAGCAAAUGGAAACCAUGAAAAUUAUAUUAAUUUACUCUUGCUUCGAAUCAUUUGCAUUUUAAAUGCCAGGUUCGAGCAACUUGUGUUUCUGACUACAGCUAAUCUAAUAAUUGUUAAUGCAACCAAUCAAAACUAUAAGCAGUCGCCCCACAAAACAUGAAACAUAUGAAUAUGCGUACUUGAGUUUAAGUGUGGGCACGAACAUAUGCCAGCCAAUUAGAAAUUCCAAAUCAACGAAAUGCUAAUGCUAUAAGCCACAAGCAUUUGCCAUUAAACUUUAAAGCGCAGUAAAUAAAUCGACAUACAUACAUACAUAUAUAUACUCGUAGGACAUCAGCUAAGUAAUUCCUGUAUAUUAAAGUUAAUUAGUGAAGCUCUAGAAUUAUGCAAUAGUCAAGUAAAUUUACGUGCUAUGUAUGUGAACUAACGACAUAGUUAAAUAGUUGUAAUAAAGCAAUCGAACUGUAUAAAACGAACUACUUUUAACUGUUGAAAACCUACAGCCUAAAUGGCAAACUAGUGAAAGCAUUAUAAAAAUAUGACAUCAUAAAGAAACAUAGCAGAGCAUUACAAUAAUAAACAAAUAGAAACGAUAACAAAAGCCAAACAACACGGCCGGAAAACGAGCGAAAACACUGAGUUUGUUGUUUGUCUUUUGCGCCAUGAUUGUCGCCACAGUAUUGUAAAACAACAAAUGACAUGAGCGAAAAACAAAAAA
This is a messenger RNA of Drosophila santomea, 3786 nucleotides long. RefSeq names its product junctional adhesion molecule A (gene dpr6). The record is from RefSeq and is a predicted model, not a curated record. Gene Ontology annotation, biological process: synapse organization. The transcript is spliced from 6 exons. Gene Ontology annotation, cellular component: neuron projection membrane. Lineage: Eukaryota; Metazoa; Arthropoda; Insecta; Diptera; Drosophilidae. Bases 128 to 1318 code for a protein of 396 amino acids.